Populus trichocarpa (black cottonwood) is the source of this 4187-nucleotide messenger RNA. Its product is annotated as pre-mRNA-splicing factor ATP-dependent RNA helicase DEAH7. The record is from RefSeq and is a predicted model, not a curated record. Bases 151 to 4005 code for a protein of 1284 amino acids. Gene Ontology annotation, molecular function: RNA binding; ATP binding. Gene Ontology annotation, biological process: mRNA splicing, via spliceosome. Gene Ontology annotation, cellular component: intracellular anatomical structure; spliceosomal complex. Lineage: Eukaryota; Viridiplantae; Streptophyta; Magnoliopsida; Malpighiales; Salicaceae. The transcript is spliced from 16 exons.
GGAUUUUCUCUGACCCUUCAAAAGUCUGUGAAAUCCCAACCUGGUUCUCUCUCCCAGCUAAUUUGUCUAGGGUUUUAAUCUACUACUCGAUCCAAACCCCAGGUACGCGUUUUCCUUGUCAAAUUUUGAUUUAGCAGUAAAAGUGGAGUCAUGGAUAUAGACAAGUCAGUAGUUACAAUGGAAGCAGAGCAGAGCAAUGGUAGUGCCGGAGGCUUAUUUGUUCCUAAAAAGGAGAAACUCGAAUUUCGGCCUCCUGAAAGGAAAUCACUUUUAGGUUUAGAUGUACUUGCGAUUGCGAAACGAGGAGGAUCUGAUGCAAAUGGAGGAGGAUUUAAGGCUCCAAAGGAAAGAGCUACAACUUCUUUUAUGGCGUCGAUUGAUGAAGAGGAAGAGGCUACUGAAUCUUCUGGAUUAGAUGAAGUAGAAAACGAUGGUGGAAGUGAGAGUGGUGUACGCAGAAAUGUAAAUAGGCGAUAUCGGGAAACCUCCUCUAGCGAGAAAAGUGCUGUGACACGAGAGGGAUCGCAUAGUAACACACACGGAACUUCUCGUUCUAGAGAAAAUCUGUCAUCAGAUGAUUGUGCUACUUAUACCGGGAGUUCCCGGAGUGUUAAGUCUAGGAGUCCUGGGAGUGAGAGAGAUGACCGAGGUAGGGAUAGAAAAGGCCUUAAAGAUGAUGCUAGGGAUGAAAGCAGGAGGGGGAGAGACAGGCACAGCAGUGAUCGUGAAGAACGGUAUCGUGGAAGGGAAGCACGUGGACGGUAUGAACAGGAGUAUGAUGGAGACUAUGGAAGAAAACGAAGUCGGUAUGAAGGUUCAAGGAGGACACCAGGCAGGUCUGAUUGGGAUGAUGGGAGAUGGGAAUGGGAAGAAACACCUCGGCAGGAUAGUUAUAAUACUAGCCGACGCCACCACCCUUCCCCAUCGCCAAUGUUUGUUGGUGCCUCACCUGAUGCACGAUUAGUUUCCCCAUGGAUGGGUGGCCAAACACCUCGCAGUAGUGGUUCUGCUGCUUCUCCUUGGGAUCACAUUUCUCCCUCGCCAGUUCCAAUACGUGCUUCUGGAUCAUCAUUUAGGUCUUCCACUUCUAAAUAUGGUGGGAGGUCCCAUCAACUUACUUUUUCCACCACAAGUGCGCCAUCAUUGGAGGAUGGUGAAGGAGAUAAAACUUAUUCAUCCGAGGAGCACAAUCAUGAGAUUACUGAAAGUAUGCGUCAAGAGAUGGAAUACAAUUCUGACCGAGCCUGGUACGAUAGAGAAGAAGGCAAUACAAUGUUUGAUGCUGAUAGCUCAUCAUUCUUCCUUGGGGAUAACGCCUCAUUCCAGAAAAAGGAGGCAGAGUUGGCCAAAAGACUGGUUCGAAGAGAUGGAACUAAAAUGUCACUUGCUCAAAGCAAAAAGUUAUCUCAGCUUAGUGCUGAUAAUGCCCAAUGGGAGGAUCGGCAACUUAUGAGAUCUGGGACAGUUAGAGGUACCGAAGUGCAGACUGAGUUUGAUGAUGAGGAAGAGCACAAGGUUAUUCUUCUUGUACAUGACACAAAGCCUCCUUUCCUGGAUGGAAGAGUUGUUUUUACCAAACAAGCGGAGCCAAUAAUGCCCCUAAAAGAUCCCACCUCAGAUAUGGCCAUUAUUUCAAGGAAAGGAUCUGCUCUGGUCAGAGAAACUCAUGAGAAGCAAAGCAUGAAUAAAUCACGUCAGCGGUUUUGGGAGCUUGCCGGCUCAAAACUCGGUGAUAUUCUUGGUGUAGAGAAAACUGCUGAACAGAUUGAUGCUGACACUGCAGCUGUUGGUGAGGAAGGUGAAAUUGAUUUCAAGGAAGAUGCAAAAUUUGCACAGCAUAUGAAAAAGGGGGAAGCUGUAAGUGAUUUUGCAAAGUCAAAAACUCUAUCCGAGCAGCGGCAAUAUCUACCUAUAUAUUCAGUGCGAGAUGAGUUGUUGCAGGUCAUUCGUGAAAAUCAAGUGAUAGUUGUUGUUGGAGAGACUGGUUCAGGAAAGACAACUCAACUGACACAGUAUCUCCAUGAAGAUGGGUAUACAACAAAUGGGAUAGUUGGUUGCACCCAACCAAGGCGUGUUGCAGCCAUGAGUGUUGCAAAAAGAGUUAGCGAAGAGAUGGACACUGAAUUGGGGGAUAAAAUAGGUUAUGCCAUUCGUUUUGAGGAUGUGACUGGGCCAAAUACAAUAAUUAAGUACAUGACUGAUGGAGUACUCUUGCGUGAGACACUGAAAGAUUCUGACCUUGAUAAGUAUCGUGUCAUUGUCAUGGAUGAAGCACAUGAGAGAUCAUUAAGCACAGAUGUGUUGUUUGGGAUUUUGAAAAAGGUGGUUGCCCAGCGUCGUGACUUCAAACUCAUUGUGACAUCUGCAACUCUAAAUGCGCAGAAAUUUUCAAAUUUCUUUGGGAGUGUACCUAUUUUCCACAUCCCUGGAAGAACAUUUCCAGUAAAUAUCUUGUACAGUAAAAGUCCUUGUGAAGAUUAUGUUGAAGGUGCAGUGAAGCAGGCCAUGACUAUCCACAUUACCAGUCCUCCUGGCGACAUUCUCAUUUUCAUGACUGGCCAAGAUGAGAUUGAGGCGGCCUGUCAUGCUCUUGCAGAGCGCAUGGAACAGCUUACCUCCUCCUCCAAGAAAGCAGUGCCUAAACUCUUAAUACUACCCAUAUACUCCCAACUUCCAGCUGAUUUACAAGCGAAGAUAUUCCAAAACGCUGAAGACGGGGCCCGCAAAUGCAUUGUCGCCACCAACAUUGCUGAGACUUCUUUGACUGUAGAUGGAAUUUAUUAUGUCAUUGACACGGGUUAUGGAAAAAUGAAAGUCUACAACCCAAAGAUGGGUAUGGAUGCUCUCCAAGUUUUCCCUGUUAGUCGUGCUGCUGCAGAUCAGCGUGCUGGGCGUGCUGGUAGAACUGGUCCGGGCACAUGUUAUAGGCUUUAUACAGAGAGUGCUUACCUAAAUGAAAUGCUUCCCAGUCCAGUUCCAGAGAUCCAGCGGACAAACCUUGGCAAUGUGGUUUUGUUGCUCAAGUCGCUUAAAAUUGAAAAUUUGCUGGACUUUGAUUUCAUGGACCCACCACCACAGGACAACAUCCUUAAUUCUAUGUACCAGUUGUGGGUCUUGGGUGCUCUAAACAAUGUUGGUGCCCUUACUGAUCUUGGCUGGAAAAUGGUGGAGUUCCCAUUGGAUCCCCCUCUAGCUAAGAUGCUCUUGAUAGGUGAACAGUUAGGGUGUAUAAAUGAGGUUUUGACAAUUGUGUCGAUGCUUUCAGUGCCAUCAGUGUUUUUUCGGCCCAAGGAUAGAGUGGAGGAGAGUGAUGCUGCAAGAGAAAAGUUCUUUGUGCCAGAGUCCGACCACUUGACUCUUCUUAAUGUUUACUUGCAGUGGAAAGAGCACCAGUACCGGGGAGAUUGGUGUAAUGAUCAUUUUUUGCAUGUCAAAGGAUUACGAAAGGCUAGAGAGGUUAGAUCCCAGCUGCUAGACAUUCUCAAGACAUUAAAAAUCCCGCUAACAUCCUGUGGGUAUGAUUGGGACGUUGUACGGAAAGCCAUCUGCUCUGCAUAUUUCCACAAUUCAGCGAGAUUAAAGGGUGUCGGGGAGUAUGUUAAUUGCCGGAACGGAAUGCCUUGUCAUUUACACCCAAGCAGUGCUCUUUAUGGUUUAGGCUACACUCCAGAUUAUGUAGUCUAUCAUGAAUUGAUCUUGACAACAAAGGAGUACAUGCAAUGCGCCACUGCAGUGGAGCCCCAGUGGUUGGCUGAGCUGGGACCAAUGUUUUUCUCUGUGAAAGAUUCAGACACCUCAAUGCUGGAGCACAAGCGAAAGCAGAAAGAAGAGAAAACAGCAAUGGAAGAGGAAAUGGAGAAUUUGAGGAAGGUGCAAGCCGAGACGGACAGAGAAAGCAAGGAGAAGGAAAGGGAGAAGAGGGCAAAGCGGCAGCAACAAGUCUCAAUGCCUGGGUUGAAGAAAGGCUCUUCCACAUACUUGAGACCGAAGAAGUUCGGUUUGUAAAUGUAAAUUAUUUUGUACUUCUGGUCAACUGUUACCGACUCCUGGCAGAAAAUAGGAAUGUUAUACGAGAGAAUUUUGCCCCCCUCUGUUGUAAAAAGAACAUCGAAAUUAGAGUUGCUGAUUGUAAGAGUAUACGAGUGCUUGGUAAUUGAUGUCAAGGUUUACUGACAGCAUUCGAAUCA